Molecule: messenger RNA, 849 nt
Organism: Knipowitschia caucasica
Lineage: Eukaryota; Metazoa; Chordata; Actinopteri; Gobiiformes; Gobiidae
Source: the annotation of a GenBank genome assembly
AUGUCGGAAAGCGGGAUCCAGGAGGCGGACAGUGCCUCUGAGUCAGGGCCCACACCAACAGUCGGAAACAGAGUGACUGUGGUUCUGGGGGCUCAAUGGGGCGACGAAGGGAAGGGCAAAGUGGUGGACCUGUUGGCUCAGGACGCGGACAUGGUGUGCAGAUGUCAGGGUGGAAACAAUGCAGGGCACACAGUUGUGGUGGACUCAGUGGAGUACGACUUCCACCUCCUUCCCAGCGGCAUCAUCAACCAAAAGGCCACUGCCUUCAUCGGCAAUGGAGUUGUGAUCCAUCUUCCUGGUUUGUUCGAAGAAGCCGAGAAGAAUGAGCGCAAAGGAAAAGGUCUAAAAGGCUGGGAGGAAAGACUCAUCAUCUCAGAUAGAGCUCACAUAGUGUUUGACUUCCACCAGGCCGUCGAUGGCGUCCAGGAACAGCAGCGACAAGAGCAAGCAGGCAAGAACCUCGGGACAACAAAGAAGGGCAUCGGUCCAGUAUAUUCAGCAAAGGCGGCUCGCUGUGGCCUGAGAAUCUGUGAUCUUCUGUACGACUUUGACCAGUUUUCUGAACGGUAUAAAGGAUUGGCCAAGCAUUACAAAGGCAUGUACCCCACUCUAGAGAUUGACAUUGAGGGAGAGCUGACUAAACUAAAAGGCUGCAUGGAGCGCAUCAAGCCCAUGGUGAGAGACGGUGUCCACUUCAUGUAUGAGGCUCUUCAUGGUUCUCCCAAAAAGAUCCUGGUGGAGGGCGCCAACGCGGCGCUACUCGACAUUGACUUUGCAGUCCUGGGGAUGCAGCGGAGAGCUAAUGAUAAUGCCGAGUGCAGAUGUGCUUCGGAGCAGCCCAGUCGUUAG